Messenger RNA from Rotaria socialis, 1098 nucleotides. NCBI's taxonomy places the organism in Eukaryota, Metazoa, Rotifera, Eurotatoria, Philodinida, Philodinidae. The record is from the annotation of a GenBank genome assembly.
AUGGUUUCACCAAUACCACCACGAAAACAUCACUUAUUUCAGGUCAAUCAUCAUGUACGAACUUCUAUAAUGCUUCUAUCAAUCAUGGAGGGUGCCGAACUUGAUCUCAACAAUACCGUUCUUUCUUCAUCUUCGAAACCAACUACAGUAUCAUCAUCAUCGAUAUCAACUUCAGAUGAUUAUGAAAAAGAUCUUCAAUUAGCUGCUGAACUUGGCAGAUGUUUACUCGAACGAAACCAAGAAUUGCAAAGCUACAUUGACGUUUUACAAAAACAAACUGACGAGGAACAAUCUAAUCGAAAAUUAUUACAUGCUAAACUUGAAUCAACUCGUGAAGAACUCGAUACAAAAUGUAAACAAACAGAAACACUAGAUGCAGCCAAUUUCGAUUUAGAACAAGAACUUGCACGACAACGUCGAGAGAAUGAAAUAAAUCGACAACGUAUACAAGAGCUAUCUGAUUUAUGUGAAAAAACACGUAAGCAAUAUCAUGAUGUUGAAAAUGAAUAUGAAACAUUUCGAUUAAAACAAUUUGAAACACAUUUCUUUCCUAAACUAUCAAGUUCACCUGUAAAAAAAUCGAAUAUUUUGUCGAUCAAAAAACUACAGCGUUCUCAUUCGCUUAACUUAAAUUCAACAUCUAAUCAAUCAUCGAGUCUAUCAACAUCUUCGAACGUAUUCGACAUAUCGUCAACAUCAAUUUUCAAAACACAUCUUACCGAGCUUAAAUCACGUAUUAAUACUCUAACAGAUGAAUGUUCACGGUUGAAUGAAAAACUUGACAAGUCUGAUAAAGAAAAACGCUAUUUAGUUGAUCGAAUAACAAUUCUCGAACGGCAACGUCGUGAUGAUAAUGAUUCAUUACAAAAUGAAUUAAACGACUGUAGAAAACUGUUAGAAAAAUAUACGAAUGAUAAUUUAAAUUCAAUUUUAUCGACAAUCUAUUCGCCACCCGAACAUGAAGUAUCAUUAUACGAUGAAGUUCUAUUAGAAAGUAAACAAUCAAUAAAUAAACUAUCAUAUGAACCAACAAACUAUAAAGUUUUAUUUGCACGUGUUUAUGAUAAAUUAAAGAUAAAUAAUAACAGCGAUCGAUGA